GCUUGUUGGUUAGCGGUAACCCAUCAGGCGAACAGGGCUGUGACCUGAAAGCUCGAGUUUCCGAGGAUGAAACAAAGCCCUCCUUCUAUCAAAGACGGUGUCCGGCAGCAAAGAAGUUGAAAAUAAACCUGCUGGGGUGGAAACUGCACACGUGUGUGUUAUGAAGGAGUAGCGGUGUCACACGGCUUUGUUGUUGACAAAGAGUCGCGGUCACGCUGUAACGCUAACGUUAGAUAAGUUUGCUCCACAGUUAACCAAUCUCUUUGCUCGGAGCUGCCGACAACAAGACUCCAGGAUGCCAAAGGAGACAGACAGAUUCGAGGGUGGAGCAGACAAGGAGUCGAAGGAUGCAAGUACACAGGAUGCUUCCGAGGAGACUGUCAGAAAGAGGGUUCGGGCAAAUACUCCGAGCCCUCAUAGAGGGAGCACUCCACAAGCCAGUCCACCUCAGUUUGUCUCUAUGGAGGAGUUAAUGGAGACUGCUAAAGGAGUCACUAACAUGGCUUUGGCUCAUGAAAUAAUGGUCAACCAGGCCUUUCAGGUUAAACCCACGGAGCUUCCUGAAGGAAGUUUGGAGCGCAAGGUGAAAGAGAUAAUGCACAAGGCAUUCUGGGAUUGCUUGGAAGCUCAGCUGAAGGAGGAUCCGCCAUCAUACGGACACGCUAUAAAACUUCUGGCAGAGAUUAAAGAGUCGCUGCUGUCUUUCCUGCUGCCGGGUCACGGUCGCCUUCGCUCCCGUAUUGAGGAGGUUCUAGAUCUGCCUCUAAUCCAGCAGCAGGCUGAAAACGGAGCUCUCGACAUCGGCCGGCUGUCCCUGUUUAUUGUUGGGAUGAUGGGCUCUCUGUGCGCCCCCUGCAGAGAUGAAGACAUCAAUAAGCUGAAGGAUAUCACUGAAAUUGUGCCUCUGCUGAAGGCCAUAUUUUCUGUGCUGGACCUGAUGAAGGUGGACAUGGCCAACUUUGCCCUGAGCAGCAUCAGGCCUCAUCUCAUGCAGCAGUCGGUUGAGUAUGAGAGGAACAAGUUCCAGGAGUUUUUGGAGAAACAACCAAAUGCCUUAGAUUACACUGAAAAAUGGCUUGAAGAAACAGUGAAAUUCCUGAGAGAAGCUGAGUCAGGUGGUUGUAGCGCGGCCUCACAAGACUCCCCCACGCUCGUCCCCCUGAAUGUCCAUAAUCAUGCAUAUCUUCGCCUGCUCAGGUGGGAUCACGCUUCGGACCCCUUCCCAGAGACAGUGUUAAUGGAUCAGAUUCGUUUCCAGGAGAUGCAGCAGGAGGCCGAGCGAUUAAUCCUGCUUUCCUCUGUGCUCCUCAUCGUCUACACCACUGCUGGAGAGGCCAUCUCAGGCCUGCCAGGACUGAUGGAGACCCUUAAAAACACUGUCAAUGCCAUGCUAGCAGAUAUGCACACACUAUCUUUCAGUGCACAGGAGGCCUUAGCAACCAUUGGUGAGAAACUGUGUGUGGAGCUGAGUCACUGUUUAAGCCAGCAUGGCUACUCCCCAUUCACUGCUGACCGAAGGAGCACUUUGAAGGGGCAAAUUUCAGCUCUCACCCAGCCUGACAACACAGUCCGUAAGCUAAUGGACUCUCGGGUUCAGAGCUACCUUCUAGCUGCCCUGGAGUCCAGUCAACACAAGACCCCUCCACCUCUCCCAGGAGGUCUUACUCCAGUCAGCAGGGAGCUAAAAGAGCUCACUGUUCGCUUCAGCCGCCUCGUCAACUUCAACAAGCUGGUCUUCUCCCCAUUCUACCAAAAGAUCCUCCAGAAAAUACUGACAUCAGGGGAGAGUCCCAGCACAGAGACAUAAACACCAUGAUGUGGUGUAAGAGUAGCGAAGAGAGUGGCCUGUAGUUCUGCUAUUUCCCUUCCACUUGUAACGGUUUGGAUGUAGAGAAAAGUCGAGGAAGCUGAUCUGAAAUUGUUUUGGAAAUCAGUUCUGCAGAAUCUGCACCUUAAACUAGCUUAUUUAAAAUGCUACCAUUGCAGUUAUAUUUAAUCACAGUGUUGUUUAUCUGGUGACAUAUCAGACCUCAUAAAUGUUACCUCUACUGUAGCCAUCAUUGCAUAAAUGUGUUUUUAGUUUUGGUAGAAUUGAUUAAUGACUGAAGAGUAUGUAAGGUUACCAUAGCCUGCAGAGUAUUUACAGACAUCAUAGAACCGAGUACAGUAUCAAAAUCUGAUUAUCUAAUCAAAAAUUAAGUGAAACAGAUCAAUUUAAAGUAUAUUCAGUAUCUCUGAGAUAGAAGUCAUUCACCCACAGUGAUGUUGGUUCGGCUUUUAGAGCCAAAGCAGGAAGUGGACUCUAUAACUCUGACAGGUUCCAGUGGUCUCUCAACUAUUUGAGAGCUGGCAGAUUCACGUAAAGAAAUUAGUCUCAAAAUGGAUCACAUAUGGGUUUCACAUCAUUCACAAAUGAUUUCUGUGUCAUUUUGGUUCCUCACAAUCCCAUGUUAGUCAACACAAAUACCCAGCAAUUUAAAGGCCCACAGAAAAGCUUUACUAAUUCAAACAUCCAAAAUAGAAUAAAGAGUAAUAUUUAACAUUUAGAUCUUAAAAUGUGUAAGCAGGGCCUGAUAUGCACCUAUCAGGUUCAACGUGCAACUGCAUUUGCAUUUGACUCCAAACACUGGUAGUUUAGAGUCUGGUAGAAGAGUGGGUCAUCUGAGUAUAGCAAAUGUAUUAAUUAUUUCAUAGGAAAGAGGUUUCUCUGAUGGCAGAAUAGCUCUUUUCUAUUAUGCAUUAAACACAUAUACAUUCAUGUGUAUUUUUAAACCAUAAAAAUGCAAAUAUAGAUACUGUAGGUGUAAAUUUAUUAUGUUGCAGAACAUUGGUGUGAAUUGCUGUUAUUGUUAGGACAGAGCACCAAAAUAUCAGACACAAUCUGAUGCAAAAAUACAAUUAUUUUUAACACUAUGAAUAUACUACUACUGCUACAGUCAUUUAGCAGAUGCUUGUCUUCAAAGUGACUUACAUCUGAGAGUAAGAACAACAGAAGCAAGAAAUCAAACAGGAGGGGACAUCAUAAUUAAGUGGU
This is a messenger RNA of Melanotaenia boesemani (Boeseman's rainbowfish), 3034 nucleotides long. RefSeq names its product t-complex 11, testis-specific-like 1 (gene tcp11l1). The transcript has 10 exons. Gene Ontology annotation, biological process: signal transduction. The record is from RefSeq and is a predicted model, not a curated record. The coding region runs from base 296 to 1807 and encodes 503 amino acids. NCBI's taxonomy places the organism in Eukaryota, Metazoa, Chordata, Actinopteri, Atheriniformes, Melanotaeniidae.